Messenger RNA from Schistocerca nitens (vagrant locust), 1910 nucleotides. RefSeq names its product cortactin-binding protein 2-like. Gene Ontology annotation, molecular function: ubiquitin protein ligase binding. The transcript has 4 exons. The record is from RefSeq and is a predicted model, not a curated record. NCBI's taxonomy places the organism in Eukaryota, Metazoa, Arthropoda, Insecta, Orthoptera, Acrididae. Gene Ontology annotation, cellular component: cytoplasm; nucleus. Gene Ontology annotation, biological process: proteasome-mediated ubiquitin-dependent protein catabolic process; regulation of proteolysis. The coding region runs from base 87 to 1832 and encodes 581 amino acids.
GCCUGCACUGCGACUUCAACGGCUGACGGGGCACUGCGCGUGUGUUUGCUGACAUCACUCCUCCCUGAGUCUAGGAAUCGUCCACGAUGGAAGCAGUUACGGAAGCUGCGGAGACGGCAGCCGUGGUGCCCGGCCUGGGAGACCUCCUGGACGCGGGGGACGGCGCCGUGGUGACGCUGGUGGCGGGCGACACCCGGCUGGCGGCGCACAGCGCCGUCCUCGCGGCCAGGAGCCCCGUGCUGGCAGCCAGGUUCCAGCACGACACGCCGCACGUCACCAUCACGGACGCGGAGGGCCCGGUGCUACGCCAGCUGCUAGCCUACUGCUACACCCUCCAGGCCCCGCAGCUGCCCGGCAUGGCUCCCCAACUGCUGGCAGCUGCCGACAAGUACGACUUGUCAGGCCUGAAGGACGCGUGCGAGCAGCAGCUGGCCGCACGGCUGCACGUGGAGAAUGCGGCGGCCACGGCUGUGCUCGCGCUGAGCCACUCUUGCUCCAGGUUGAAGGAAGCCGCUGUCGCGUUUAUAAAAACCCACACCUACGAGGUGGUGAUGACGCAGGGCUGGGCGGAUGCCGUGGUCAGCCACCCUCACGCUGUUGUGGAGUUAACUUGCCUGAUUACAGAGCCACCUGCACCAACCAGCGCGCCAGCCACUACAGAGGGUGGACCAGCCACUACAGAGGGUGGACCAGCCACUACAGAGGGUGGACCAGCCACUACAGAGGACGGACCAGCCACUACAGAGGGUGGACCAGCCACUACAGAGGGUGAAAUAGCCACUACAGAGGGUGAACCAGCCACUACAGAGGGUGAACCAGCCACUACAGAGGACGGACCAGCCACUACAGAGGGUGGACCAGCCACUACAGAGGGUGGACCAGCCACUACAGAGGGUGGACCAGCCACUACAGAGGGUGAACCAGCCACUACAGAGGGUGGACCAGCCACUACAGAGGGUGGACCAGCCACUACAGAGGGUGGACCAGCCACUACAGAGGGUGGACCAGCCACUACAGAGGACGGACCAGCCACUACAGAGGGUGAACCAGCCACUACAGAGGGUGGACCAGCCACUACAGAGGGUGGACCAGCCACUACAGAGGGUGGACCAGCCACUACAGAGGGUGGACCAGCCACUACAGAGGGUGGACUAGCCACUACAGAGGGUGGACCAGCCACUACAGAAGAUGAGGGUGCUAUGCCAGCCACUACAGAGGUUGGGCCCACCCCUGCCUCUCACCGCCAGCUCCCCUGCGACCCCAGCCAAGCUCACGUCACAGCUGCACUGCCCACAAUUCCCCACCAUACAGCUUCGCCUGAUGAAGCCACAGCCUCCCCCAUGCGGAACCUUUCUGGACGAGAGAGAGACAGGAGGCUGAUACAGGCAGCUAAGCAGGGGACAGUGGAGGUGUUGCAGGCGCUCCUUGCGAUAGGCGCAGACGUGGGGGCGAGAGACGAGAGCUGGAGUGGAUGGACCGCCCUCCACUGGGCAGCAUACUGGGGAGAUGCGGAGGCGGUGAGGUGCCUGGUAGAUGGCGGGGCCGAAGUGGACGCCAGAGACCACAGGAAGAUCGCGCCUCUGCAUUUGGCUGCAUUCAAUGGCCACACGGCCGUGGUACAGAUGCUCCUGGCGUCCUCUGCUGAUCCCAACUCCAGGCACCACUGGGGAGGAACACCUCUGCACGGGGCAGCGUACGGUGGCCACGCAGACGUGGUGGCUGUGUUGCUGGAGGCAGGAACUGAGAUGCGAGCCAGAGAUAACAUGGGGAAGACCUCCCUGGACUACGCCAGGCUGAAUAAACACCAGCACCUGGAAGAGAUGCUGUCCUGAAGCUUGCAGACCUAUAAUAUAAUUAUACGGAAUAAAACAAAAGUUUGCUACAUUUAAAAUAAAUAAUACAAAAAUAAA